AUCGCUGAACUUCGUGAUACAGCGUACAAAACAUUUUGUACACUUGCGGAUGUAGAUACCAGCACGUGGAUAUUAUAGAAGGAAUAUUUUGGGAAUAAAAUGUCUUUUUCAGAGUUAAAACUUUUUGAAAAACGAGCAAGUGCUGCGGAAGAAGAAAUCGAUUUUUUGAAGAAAGAAUUAAUAGAAAUCAAAAACAUUUUAGACACUGGUAAAGUACCGCUAAAAGAGGAAACUGCGAGUAAAGCUGAACUGGAGAGUGUUAAGAAAGAAAAUGAAAAACUCAAAAUGCAAAUCGACAUAUUAAAAAGAACACUUGGAGAACGUAAAUCCAAACACUUUGCCCUCGCUAGUAGUUUAUGUAAUACCGAUAACAUGGUCAGUAUAACUGUUACAUUAUACACACUAUUUGAAAAGGCAAUCAACGAAGCAUAUCCAGACGUAACCGAUCCACCAAUUAUAAUAGCACCUAGUAAUAAUUCAAAAUUUGGAGAUUACCAAUGUAAUAGUGCUCUUCCGCUUUGUAAGUUACUUUCAAGUACCAAUUUAGAAGGAAAACAGAGAAUUUUACCUAAAGAUGUUGCUGAAAAGAUAGUUUCUAAAGUAUCCAGUUCACCUUUGAUAGAAAAGUUAGAAGUUGCUGCAGCUGGAUUUAUAAACAUUUGUUUAAAACAUGAAUUUGCUCAAAUUGUACUUAAAAAUAUUUUAAAGAAUAAUAAAAUCUGCGCUCCGCCUAUAAUUCGAAAACGUAAAGUCAUUGUUGAUUUUUCAAGUCCAAACGUUGCAAAAGAGAUGCAUGUUGGUCAUUUACGUUCCACCAUUAUUGGAGAUAGCAUCUGUAGACUACUAGAAUUUUUAGGUCACAACGUUUUAAGGUUGAAUCAUAUUGGUGAUUGGGGAACACAAUUUGGAAUGUUAAUCGCUCAUUUGGAGGACAAAUUUCCAAACUACUCGACAGAAUCUCCUCCAAUUUCAGAUCUCCAAAGUUUUUAUAAAGAAUCCAAAAUUCGAUUUGAUAAUGAUGAAGAAUUUAAGAAAAGAGCUUAUGCAAAUGUUGUAAAAUUGCAAGCUUGUGAGCCUAAAAUUAUUCAAGCUUGGAAAUUAAUUUGUGAUGUUUCAAAACAAGAAUUCCAAAGUAUUUAUGAUAGAUUGAAUGUUAAUUUAAUCGAACGAGGUGAAUCGUAUUAUCAGAAGCAUAUGGAAAACUUGGUUAAAGAUUUAGAAACAAAACAAUUUUUAGAAGAGGAUGAUGGUCGUAAGAUAAUGUGGGGUGAAAAUAAAAAUGGAAUUCCACUAACUGUAAUUAAGCGAGAUGGAGGAUUUACUUACGAUACAUCAGAUUUAGCAGCACUUAAACAGCGAAUAAUGGAAGAAGGAGCUGAAUGGAUAAUAUAUGUCACAGACGGAGGUCAAGCAACCCACUUUCAAACAAUAAUAAGUUGUGCUAAAAGAGCAAAAAUAGUUUUAAGCUGCCAUAGAGUAGACCAUGUGGGUUUUGGAGUUGUACUUGGCGAAGAUAAGAAAAAAUUCAAAACUAGAUCUGGGGAUACAGUGAAGUUAAGCGAUUUGUUAGACGAAGGUCUUAAAAGAGCAGAGCAGAAAUUGAAAGAAAAAGAACGAGAUAAAGUUCUAACUGAACGGGAAUUUAACUUGGCCAAAGAAUCUAUUGCUUACGGUUGUAUAAAAUAUGCUGAUCUUUGUCACAAUAGAAAUCAUGAAUAUGUAUUUUCAUUUGAUAAGAUGCUUGAGGACAAGGGUAAUACCGCUGUAUAUUUACUCUAUGCUCUUACGAGAAUUCGUUCGAUAGCUAGAAUGGCAAACAUUACACGAGAUCAAAUAAAAGAGACUGUAGAUGUAACGCCUAUUUCAUUGGAUCAUCCGAAGGAGUGGCAGUUGGCAAAAGUAAUAUUGAAAUUUCCAGAUAUUGUAAUGAAAAUUGCAAAGGAUUUAUGUCUUCAUAGCUUGUGUGAAUUCUGUUAUGAGAUUGCCUGUACGUUUACUGAAUUCUAUGAUAAUUGCUAUUGCGUUGAAAAAAAUCAAACUGGAGAAAUAGUAAAAGUAAAUAUGGGCCGUAUAUUAUUAACUGAAGCGACUGCGAUGAUGUUGGAGAAGUGUUUAACUCUACUUGGAUUGAAUUCUGUUGAAAAAAUGUAAAAAAAAAUGUACCAACGAACAUUCAUUAUGAAAAAAAUUUUAAAAUC
This is a messenger RNA of Ceratosolen solmsi marchali, 2198 nucleotides long. It is a transcript of the gene ArgRS, whose product is annotated as arginine--tRNA ligase-like protein. The coding region runs from base 100 to 2151 and encodes 683 amino acids. Gene Ontology annotation, molecular function: ATP binding; arginine-tRNA ligase activity. Lineage: Eukaryota; Metazoa; Arthropoda; Insecta; Hymenoptera; Agaonidae. Gene Ontology annotation, cellular component: cytoplasm. Gene Ontology annotation, biological process: arginyl-tRNA aminoacylation. The transcript is spliced from 8 exons. The record is from RefSeq and is a predicted model, not a curated record.